AUGUCAUCGGCCGUAAAACUUGCGGAUCGAUACCUGAUGACAAAAAGGCUAGGAGAUGGAACAUUUGGCGAAGUCAUGUUGGCCAAAAAAAUCGAUACCGGCGAUCGAGUAGCUAUCAAACGAAUGAAAAAGAAGUUCUACAGUUGGGAAGAGGCGAUGAGUCUUCGAGAAGUGAAAUCACUGAAGAAAUUGAAUCACCCGAAUAUUAUUAAAUUGAGAGAGGUGAUCCGAGAAAAUGACAUACUGUACUUCGUUUUCGAAUUCAUGCAAGAGAAUCUCUACGAAUUGAUGAAGGACCGAGACCGUUACUUUCCGGAGUCAGUAAUCCGAAAUAUUAUCUAUCAAGUGCUCCAAGGACUCUCGUUUAUGCACAAAAACGGAUUUUUCCAUCGAGAUAUGAAACCAGAAAACAUCAUGUGCAAUGGAACAGAGCUAGUGAAAAUCGCCGAUUUCGGAUUGGCCCGAGAGAUUCGAUCUAAGCCACCGUACACCGAUUACGUGUCAACUAGAUGGUAUCGAGCACCAGAGAUCUUGCUCCGAUCCACUUCUUACAAUUCUCCAAUCGAUAUUUGGGCCCUCGGAUGUAUUAUGGCUGAGCUCUACAUGCUCCGCCCACUCUUCCCUGGAACAUCCGAAAUGGAUCAGUUAUUCAAGAUUAUAUCGAUCCUAGGGACUCCUAAUAAGGACGACUGGGCCGAGGGAUACCAGCUAGCAUCGGCGAUGAACUUCCGGUUUCAACAGGUGGUAGCCACUCCAAUGGAGCAGGUUGUCAACACAAUUAGCAAGGAAGGAAUGAAAUUAAUGAUGGAUAUGAUGUUGUGGAAUCCGGAAAAACGGCCGAACGCCAAUCAAAGUUUGAAAUAUAAAUAUUUUCAAGUUUCCGAAAAACUCGGAGCACCAGUUGUCAGUCAGCCGGCACCCGGAAUCACACGAAAAAUGAGUGCGGCUUCUGUCAAAAGCGACACCAAGGCGAUGACGGCAAAAGCGGCCAAGGUAAAAGGACUACAUUGGUUCCGAAAACGUCUCUCCACAACAGCCACCACCAAAAGUCAUCGAACACCCGACCCGAAACCGUUGGCGCCAUCGAAAACGAAUGAGACAAAGCCGACGGCGAAGGAGAUUUAUAUGUCAAAGAGUAAAUAUGUUCCAGGCCAAGUAUCAAAAGACCCUCAUCAUCAUAACCAAAUCAUGACAACGAAUGGACUGACGGGAACUACAAAAACGACAAAUUUCAGUGCCAAAAAAGAGGGACGAACAGCCGUUCAGACAAGGUUCGAGUAUGCGUACGGAUACAUCCCAAACUUCGGAGCAAAACCGACCAAUGCAAAUAACAAAAGUGCAUCGCCAAAUCACCAUUCAGCAACGUCGCCAAACAAACUGACCAACGCGGGUCGCGUUGAUUGGGCAUCGAAGUAA
Caenorhabditis briggsae is the source of this 1416-nucleotide messenger RNA. RefSeq names its product Protein CBR-DYF-5 (gene Cbr-dyf-5). NCBI's taxonomy places the organism in Eukaryota, Metazoa, Nematoda, Chromadorea, Rhabditida, Rhabditidae. Gene Ontology annotation, molecular function: ATP binding; protein serine/threonine kinase activity. The transcript is spliced from 10 exons. The record is from RefSeq and is a predicted model, not a curated record. Gene Ontology annotation, biological process: cilium assembly; intracellular signal transduction; intraciliary transport. Gene Ontology annotation, cellular component: nucleus; cilium; cytoplasm. Bases 1 to 1416 code for a protein of 471 amino acids.